AGGCUCCGACUUGCGUUCACUCAACGCCCGCAAUUAAGCGCGAAUUGCCCCCAAGCAAAAGCCAACCCGCCUGCAGAGCAAAGGUAUUCGGAAGGCCCGCCAUUGGCUACCAGACUUGCAAGCUGCUGGGCUUUGAUUGGCUGCAGGGCUUCCUUUGUUCCUUUCCCCGUUGCCGCAGAAGACGGAAGUUUGACUCUACUCCGCAGCAGCUGGAGAGAUGCAAAAAGAGUCCAGGAGUGAGCGGUGUGGAGCAAUCUCGCGAAACACAUUUCCUUUCUAACCACAUCCUUCUGUCAGUAAGGGUGGAGGAGGAAGGAAAAAGGCGUCUCUGUUGCAGUUCGUCCCGGAAUCUCGUGUUGUCUUGCUGAGGAUCCCGACAUGGAUUUGGAGGGCAAAAUCAAGAAGAUGGGCUUGGGACAUGAAGAAGGAUUUGGAGCCCAAUGUUUAAAAUGUAAAGAUAAAUGUGAAGGAUUUGAACUACACUUCUGGAGAAAAAUAUGUCGAAAUUGCAAGUGUGGGCAAGAGGAACAUGAUAUUCCCACCAGUAAUGAAGAUGACCGCAAAGUGGGGAAGCUCUUUGAGGAUACAAAGUAUACAACUCUAAUUGCAAAGCUGAAAUCAGAUGGUAUCCCCAUGUAUAAGCGUAAUGUAAUGAUACUGACUAAUCCUGUGACAGCCAAGAAGAAUGUGUCCAUCAAUACAGUAACUUACGAAUGGGCACCUCCUGUUCAGAAUCAAACCUUGGCGAGGCACUAUAUGCAGAUGCUUCCAAAGGAGAAACAGCCUGUAGCUGGCUCGGAAGGGGCUCAGUACCGCAAGAAACAGUUGGCCAAGCAGCUCCCUGCUCAUGAUCAGGACCCUUCCAAAUGCCACGAGCUGACACCUAAUGAGGUGAAGCAGAUGGAGCAGUUUGUGAAGAAAUACAAGACCGAAGCGCUGGGCGUGGGUGAUGUCAAGCUCCCCAGUGAAGUGGAAGGGAAAGCCGGGGAGAAGGAUAUCCUGAGUAAUGGCGAAAAGGGAACGUCCACUACCGUAGGAGCCAUGGAAGACCAGGCUGGUCAGAAAGGAACUCAAUAUUUCUGUUUCCGGUGCAAUCAAAAUAUGAAAGAAGGUGACCCAGCUGUGUAUGCUGAGAGGGCUGGAUAUGACAAACUCUGGCAUCCUGCUUGCUUUGUCUGCUGCACCUGCAGUGAACUCCUGGUAGAUAUGAUUUAUUUCUGGAAAAAUGGAAAACUCUAUUGUGGCCGACACUACUGUGACAGUGAAAAACCUCGCUGUGCUGGAUGUGAUGAGCUUAUUUUCAACAAUGAGUACACACAAGCUGAAGGUCAAAACUGGCAUCUGAAGCAUUUCUGCUGCUUUGAUUGUGACUGUGUCUUGGCUGGAGAAAUCUACGUCAUGGUUAAUGAAAAGCCCAUCUGCAAACCCUGUUAUGUGAAGAAUCAUGCUGUGGUCUGCCAAGGCUGCCACAAUGCUAUUGAUCCUGAAGUUCAACGUGUGAGUUACAACAACUUCAACUGGCAUGCUACCACAGAGUGCUUUCUGUGCUCCUGUUGCAGCAAGUGUCUGAUUGGCCAGAAGUUCAUGCCAGUAGAAGGAAUGGUUUUCUGCUCAGUGGAGUGCAAGAAAAAGAUGAUGUCCUAAUGGGAAGGAAACGAAACUGGGAACCAAGUUUUGCCUUAUUUGCCUAAAUCCUCUUCAUGUCUACUGUAUUGGGGGAUUUUUUUUUAACAAAAUCAAAAAUAUUAAAUGGCAGAAUCCAAAGAUUUUUAUAUUACUAACUUGAUUGCUUAUGAUUUAAAUUCUUAGGCACUUCUCAGUGCUCUUGGUUUCUUGUUGCAGGAUGUUUCUCAAGAUAGGGACUUCAACAUAUUCAUACACUUCAAAAAUGUCCUAUAGAGGGAUAUGGUACCUCAGGCCAUUAAAUUGGACUGCAUUUUCCAUUAUGAAUAGUUGUUGGACAUUAGAGUGAAUCCUGAUGAGAGUUGUGAUGAGAUAUUGUGGAAUCCCACAAUAUCUGGAAGACCAUUGGCUUUGUAUCUUGUCCUGUAGUCCUCAGAUUUUUCUUCUAUAUUUGACAUUAUACAGAUUCCUCAGUAACAAAAUAUUGAUUGGAUAUGUUGUAAACCUUAUGCCUUAUACUGACAUUUUCCAACCUAAUGCAUUCAAAUGUGCUUUGUUAAAAUUCUCACACUUGCCAGUUAAUAAAAUACACCAAUAGUGUCCCUAUAGUGUGAGUCUCAUACUGAAUUGUACUGUUUUAGACUCCAUGAAUAUAUGCACACAUGAGCUUAGUACUCCAUUUAUUGCAACUCCCUGCAUUUGCCAUUAUAGCAUAGCAUAGGAAUUAACACUUUUGAUAUUUUUAUAUCAAGGAGUUUUUAAAGGGUAACAUAACAUUCCAACAACUGAACUCUUUGCCUUUAGAGCAGGGAUCCUCAAACUAUGGCCCGCCGAAGCCAUUAAUCUGGCCCACAUGUGACAAUGAGGCUGCCCCACCCACAUCACCCCACUUACCGCCGGCCCCCACCUGCCUUCUGGAGGCCAAGGCCAAAACGUGAUGCGUGGAGGCCUCAGGAGGCCAAAAACGGGCCCAUUUUGGGCAGCAGAGUAGUACUGGAGUGGUACUGUUACCCUCCCCAGCCUUCAGAGAGGGAAGGAGGGAGGGAGACACACACACACAGAGACAGAAGUCCCUCACCUGCCGUCAAGGCAGCCACAUCUCUUUGCUAACCUGCUUUCCACCCCCAGGAGCAUAACAAAUUAAAGUUUAAUUUGUGUGUAUUUAAUGAACUGCUAAAUCGGCCACACCCACCCAGUCAAUGACCACCUAGCCACACCCACCCAGCUGUUCCAGCCCCCCCCAACAGUCUGAGGGACCAUGAAUUGGCCCCCUGUUUAAAAAGUUUGAGGACCCCUGCUUUAGAGUAUUAUAGUAGAGUAAGGUAUGUGAUAGUGGCAAAUAUCUGUAGCUUGUGUGUAGGAUGACAGUGGACAUUCGUUCUCCGAGCUUGUGGAUUGGUUUCCAAAUGUUUUAUUACCAGGCUAGGUAGCUUCUUUAGGGGAUAGUUUUUGUGUGGUAGUUGACUGUGUGGUGCGUUGUGGUUUGGGAGAUGUGUGUUGGAAUACAAAUUUUUUUUUGUGAAGAAAGACUGAAGAUGUUACUUAGCCUGGUAAUGAAACAUUCGGAAACCACCCACAAGCUAGGAGAACGAACCUCCACACUCGCAGUAAGGUAAUAGUAGGCAGCAGCCUUCAAGCAUAAUUCAGAUGAUUCUUUUGAAAGCUUUUUAGCUCUCAUUACAACAACAGAUUGUAGCAUUUACUAAUUCUGGCUGAUGCUUAAAAACAUUAAGCAGCACUAAAUAUAAUUAGUAUUUAUGUUAGAGAUGAUGAAGUUCCAGGACUGUAGGCUGGACAUGGACAUAGAAAAAAAAAAUAUCCUGGAAAAAGGAAGAGGCCAGCUAUGGUUUUGCCAAAGUGUCUUAAUUUAGUUUUUAAUGGGCUUUGGAGACAAAACACUUGACAUUUGUCAUUAUUUUUCAGUAUUUACUUAAGUACACAUUUUGCUCUUUAAGCUUAGAAUGUGAACCUGUGGAGCCGGAUGUAAAUAUGCACUAGUCUUUUCAUCCUGUUUUUUUUCAGGAGAUUGAAUUUAUUGUUGAAUGUGGCCAGUUUGCCUUGAGCAACGUAAAACCUUUGAUAUUAGGGACAUUUUGCAAUUGCCUUUUGUUCCCCAGAUUAUUGAUUUAAUUUUUUGUAAUCAACAUAUCAGCAAAACCAGGAUUUUGAAAUCUUCAUUAGCACAAGCUCUUUUUUGUUUUUUUUGUUCUUUACUGCAACAUUCUUAAAAUAUCAAGAGAUCUAAUUAAUUCCCUGAGCAAUGAGGACACGGGCUGCAAUUCCAAUGGACUUUUGAAAGUACAAAAAACCAAACUGCUCUGUCAUGCUUUGCAAUAGCUCUGGGUUUGUUACUUCCCCUUAUACUGUGUUGCUGAAUCAAGUUAGGUCAAAAAAGCCAUUUGAAGGACCUUCAUUCAUGUAGAGUGUAAAUUGCCCCUGAAGCUGGUAUAGAGGCUAUGUUUGCUGGGCAUCCCGUAAUUCCCAGAUCCUUUUUUCUCUUCAUGUAUUGUAAGGGGUAUCUUUUCAAUGUGAUGUUUAUUGUAUGCACGCUGGUUCUCUUCUGAUUUAGAAUUCUUAAACAAAUCCACUUGAGUGAAGGCGGCUUCCAGUUGCUAACAUUUGCUCAGUCAAGAGUCCCAGAGAUAAGCAUACAUCUGUCCUCCCCUCAUAUAUUCUAGAAUGUAUCCAAUCAAAUAUUAAUUAAAACAAUAAUAUGCAUAAAUCGGAAGCUAGUCUUUUGCCAAACAAAGGGCCAAUGUCCUACAUACUUUGUUUCUAGAGAUGCCCCUGGACUUGAUCUGCAAAUACAGACUACAGGGGUUUUUUUGGCAUAUGCCUAUCUGCCAAGAACAAACCUUGGGAACUUUUAAGACAUAUGCAUUUCCAGCCCCAGAAUUCCCAAGCCAGCAUGGGGAAUUCUGGAAGUGGAACUCCACACAACUUACAUUUGCCAGUUCUGGGAAAACCUAACCUAAAAUAAAGCCUAUGCAUGUGUGUAUAUAGUCACAGAGAGGAACGUUGCCAGGUUGUAGGGAGCAUUUAAGGGGGUAGAAGAAAGAGUGAGGAAUAACUUCACCAGUUUGCAUUCUAGUCAAUUAUAUCUUCAUCAUGGCAAUUAUUUUGUAUAUGGAUAUGGUUUCUCAAGAAUUUGAAUUGGUAAUAGCUGUGAUAUAUUCUAAGAUGUUCAAAUCUGAUAUAGAAAAAUCAAACAAUCCUGAACUUAUUUUUGAUGAAUUCACCAGAAAUUGAAGUGAGUAAACCAAGAAAUUACCUCAUUUCAUAUCUGCUCAGCCAGUGUCUCAUUUGACAUUCUUUUGAGCUGUGGAAGCUUAAUGACAACUUGGAAUGUACUGAGAAUGAACUUAAUAGCUGAACUUCUGUUUUCCAUGAAAAAAAAUAAAUUCAGGUUUAGUAUCCUGGUAGGACUGGUCAGUUCCUUUAUGUGAAAUCCUGUAGAGUAGCUGUCAGUUUGUACAGGAAAUAUGAUUCAGUUUGAUCACUGGGCUGACUCAGAGUUAUAUACCAAGCUUUGGUUAUGUAUGAUGUAAUAAGCAGCACAGGUAGAAGGUUGGCUUUGUAAACCUUAUAAACUUAUAUAUCCCAGCUCUUCUGACUAGUAACUGUAUGCAUAUAAGAAAUGCUCACAAAUAAAAUAUGUUGCCAGAAUUAAAAAAUUUUAGCUUUA
This is a messenger RNA of Pantherophis guttatus, 5308 nucleotides long. It is a transcript of the gene TES, whose product is annotated as testin LIM domain protein. NCBI's taxonomy places the organism in Eukaryota, Metazoa, Chordata, Lepidosauria, Squamata, Colubridae. The record is from RefSeq and is a predicted model, not a curated record. Gene Ontology annotation, molecular function: zinc ion binding.